AUGGGUCGAUCCAAGGGCCGUGAGACAUCCAUUAAGGACAAUUGGAAAUGCGUGAGCAUUUGUUUGGCCAUGGCUCUUGCCAACUGCCAGUAUGGCUACGACACAGCAACUAUAGGCGGGUUUCAAGGCAAGCCGAACAUCCUCUGCUGGACAGAAUGCUUCCUCAAAGUAUUUGGCUACCCCGACCCGGAGCGACCCAUCGGCUACAAUAUCGGCACCAAGCCACAGCAACUCAUAACGUCGUUCUUGAACGUCGGCACCAUCAUCGGUGUCCUUCUCACAGGGCCCUUUGCGCACUUCUUCGGUCGUAAGGUGGGAGUCUGGACUGCCUGCUUAGUUUCCUGCACCGCCUGCGCUAUUCAAAUUGGAACCUCCAACCUCGCCGGCCUCUACGCCGGCCGCUUACUGAUCGGAGCCAGCAAUGGAUUUUUCAUCACUUUUGCCAACACCUACACUGCCGAAGCGUCGCCAGCGCACCUGCGGGGCUUCAUUGUCUCCUUCUUUGGCAUCUGGGUUUCUGUCGGUUCUCUACUUGGCACCAUUGCGGACAACUACAGCAAGAGUCUCGAUUCCAAACUCUCCUACCAGAUCCCCCUCGCCACCAUCUUCGCCAUUCCCGUCAUGCUUUCCAUUCUGAUAUUCUUCAUUCCAGAAUCGCCUCGCUGGCUACUUGUGCACGAUCGCCCAGAAGACGCGCGCAAGUCUCUCCUGCGCCUGCGCGGGAACAGCAUGUCUCCUGAGCUCAUCGAAGAGGAGUUUGUGGAGAUGAAGCGCGGCAUUGACGAGGAGAAAGAACUCGGCAGCUCUGUCUCUCUCCUGGACCUGUUCCGGGGUCCCGACCUCCGCCGCACGCUGCUGUGCUUUGGCGUUAUCCUCUCGCACGCCUCGUCCGGUAUCUGGCUCGUCAUAGCCUACGGUACUUUCUUCUUCCAGAUGGCCGGAGUGGAUAACGCCUUCCAAGCAUCAAUCCUCUCAACCGCUGCCUCUUUCGCAGGUGUUCUUGUCGGCCUGUACUUUGUGCACAAAUGGAUCGGCCGCCGCUUCAGCAUGUGCUUAGGGAGCCUGGGUGCUGGCCUUUGCAUGCUUGCGGUUGCUAUAUCGUACCACGUCGCUCCAAACACGAAGCCUGCGGGCAAAUCAUUGGUGGCGUUCAUUAUGAUCUAUGGAUUCGUGUACAAUGGCUUCUCCGGCACUCUGAGCUGGCCCGUUACCACCGAGGUCGUAUCUUCUCGGCUGCGAGUCAUGAGCAUCGGCUUCGGCACCGCAAUCAACUAUUUCUUCAGCUGGUUGGUUAGCUAUACCGCCCCGUACUUCAUCAACAAGACGGAACUCAACUGGGGCCCUCGUUAUGCUUAUAUCUGGGCUGGGAGUAACUUUGCAACUUUCUUGUUUUUCUUCUUCUUCCUACCGGAGAUGAAGGGCAGGUCUUUGGAGGAGCUCGACGAGCUGUUUCAGAACAGGGUCAGCGUGAAGGAUUUCUCAAAGUAUCAGUGCGUAAGUUCGCAGCGAGCAAGGGAGAUCGUAGAGCAGCAAAUCCAUGGCGAUGAGGCCCAUAGUAAGGAUGGGGAAGUUGAGGUCGAGCACCACGAGGAUGCCGCGGGGAAGGUGUGA
Cyphellophora europaea CBS 101466 is the source of this 1611-nucleotide messenger RNA. RefSeq lists its product as uncharacterized. Gene Ontology annotation, molecular function: carbohydrate:proton symporter activity. The transcript is spliced from 3 exons. Bases 1 to 1611 code for a protein of 536 amino acids. The record is from RefSeq and is a predicted model, not a curated record. NCBI's taxonomy places the organism in Eukaryota, Fungi, Ascomycota, Eurotiomycetes, Chaetothyriales, Cyphellophoraceae. Gene Ontology annotation, biological process: transmembrane transport; carbohydrate transport. Gene Ontology annotation, cellular component: membrane.